Neogale vison (American mink) is the source of this 966-nucleotide messenger RNA. Its product is annotated as eukaryotic translation initiation factor 2A-like. NCBI's taxonomy places the organism in Eukaryota, Metazoa, Chordata, Mammalia, Carnivora, Mustelidae. Gene Ontology annotation, molecular function: tRNA binding; translation initiation factor activity; protein binding. Gene Ontology annotation, cellular component: cytosolic small ribosomal subunit. The record is from RefSeq and is a predicted model, not a curated record. Gene Ontology annotation, biological process: translational initiation. Bases 1 to 966 code for a protein of 321 amino acids. The transcript has a single exon.
AUGGUAAAUGGACCACCACAUUUUACAGAAAGCACUUUGUUUCCAAGGGAAUCUGGGAAAAAUUGCAAAGUCUAUACUUUUAGUAAGGAUGGCACCUUGUUUGCCUGGGGCAACGGAGAAAAAAUAAAUGUUAUCAAUGUCACUAACAAGGGACUUCUGCACUCCUUCGACCUCCCAAAGGCAGUUUGCCUUGAGUUCUCACCAAAAAACACUGUCCUGGCAACGUGGCAACCUUACACUACUUCUAAAGAUGGCACAGCUGGGAUACCCAACCUACAACUUUAUGAUGUGAAAACUGGUACAUGUUUGAAGUCUUUCAUCCAGAAAAAAAUGCAAAAUUGGUGUCCAUCUUGGUCAGAAGAUGAAACUGUCUGCGCCCGAAAUGUUAACAACGAAGUUCACUUCUUUGAGAACAACAAUUUUAACACAAUUGCAAAUAAAUUGCAUUUGCAAAAAAUUAAUGAUUUUGUGAUAUCGCCUGGACCCCAACCAUAUAAGGUGGCUGUCUAUGUUCCGGGAAGUAAGGGUGCACCUUCAUUUGUUAGAUUGUAUCAGUACCCUAAUUUUGAUGGACCUCAUGCAGCUUUAGCUAAUAAAAGUUUCUUUAAAGCUGAUAAGGUUACAAUGCUAUGGAAUAAAAAAGCUACUGCUGUGUUAGUAAUAGCUAGUACAGAUGUUGACAAAACAGGAGCAUCCUACUAUGGGGAACAAACACUGCACUACAUUGCAGCGAAUGGAGAAAGUGCUGUUGUACAAUUGCCAAAAAAUGGCCCCAUUUAUGAUGAUGUUUGGAAUUCUAGUUCUACUGAGUUUUGUGCUGUUUAUGGUUUUAUGCCUGCCAUAUGCCAUACUUCUAAUGCCUGCCCUUUGCAAAUGUUAUUCUUUCUGGUUACUGUGUCUGAUUUCCUUUUGUGCCUGGCAAACUCCUACUCAUACUUCAACACCAAGCUGGUGUCACCUGUGUGA